CCCCUUCUUCCAGCCCUUCCGUGGCUGCUCCCGCCCCUCCCUACUCUCUCCCCUGCUCCAUUCCAGCCCCUCCCCAGUUCUCCUUCCGCCUCAGUCCCUUACUUCCCUUCUACCUCCUCUCCUCAGCCUCGCCCACUCUGCCGUUCCGCCCACCCCAAGCCCUCCGCUCUCUCCCCCCAGUACCUUCCCCCUUCCCUCAACACCGUCCUCCGUACUGCCUGACCCUUUUGGGACCCCGUAGCUCACUUCCGGCAAUGACGGAAGUGACGUUGACGGAGCCGCGGGAUUCAAACUCCCGGAAGCGGAGGUGUGAUUGAGUGGAGGGGGAUUUAUAGCGGUGUUGUUGCCGCUGCCGCCCAGAGCGAAGAUGUGAAAAAUUAUUUAAACUUGAAGCACCACCUUUGUCUAAUCCCUGGAAGGAACUUCUUGUCUGUCCACUCCAAAGCCUCUUGGCUCCUUUGAGUAGGGAGGAUCUCUGCUACUCCAAAACCCAUCAGAUUGGAACGCUUGGAGGAUGACAUCAAAGGCCACCAAAGAUAUAAUUACUGGCAAGUGGGGAUUCAAAUCUAGUAACUCCAAAUCUGAGACUGAGUUGGAGAAGUAUAAAAGAGAGAAUGCAGCCCUCAAAAAGUCAAUGGAGGAAAUUAUUAAAGGGAAAAGCAAAAUGACUGAUACAGAAAGGAAUAGACUUUUAGAGAAAAUACUUGCCCUUGAAACUGAAAAGGAAAAAUAUAUCUGUCGACUUGGGGAGAAGGAAAAAGAAAUCCAAAGCCUACAAGACAAGCUUAAAACCAGAAAUAAAAGUAGUGAUGUCACUUCACUACUUAGUCAACUUGAAGAGAAAACAAAGGAAGCAGAGAGGAGAGAACAACUACUUAAUUCCCUGUCAGAAGAGAUGGACCAUUUGAAGCAUAAUUUAUCUACAGUUACUGCAAGAUGCUCUGAACUCGAAAACCGAGCCAGCACCUUCCAGUUGUCCCAGAAAGCUGCAAUGAACUGCACUGCAUCACCAAGUAAUCUUAAUGAAGUUGAAAAACAAUUGAAAGAUGCUCUGGAGAAAAACCAGCAGUGGCUGUUAUAUGACCAGCAGCGAGAGGCAUAUGUCAUGGGACUGUUGGCAAGGAUCUUUGAACUUGAGCAGCAGUUAGAAACAGUUAACCAACAGCAGGCAAAAGAGGCCACUGCAGAAGGUUACCUUCAAGAAGAAAAACAAAAAUAUUAUGACCAGCUUUUACUGACUGCCAAGAAUGAUCUUGACACUGAAAGACAAACUAUAACCCAGCUGAGAUCUGAACUUAAUGAAUUCAAAAAGAAAUAUGAAGAAACAAAACGAGAAGUAAUGAGUUUAAAUAGCUUAUUGCAGUCACAACGCAAUGUUGCUACGCAGACUCUAGAAGAUGAAAAUAAAAUCAAAGGAGAUAAAAUACAGAGGUUAAAGGAAGAGAAUGUAACUACCAGAGAAAAGCUCAAAGAAGAAAAGAAGAAGACUGAAGAUCUCUUAUCUCAGGUCCAAUUUCUUCAUAAAUCUUUGUUCAAACAACAAGAACAACACACCAGGAUAGCUUUGUUGGAACAACAGAUCCAAAUGUGUACUGCAGAUUUUGAGAAUGAAAAGCUUGAUCGCCAGAGCUUGCAGCAUCAGUUGAAUAAAGUUCUUAAGGAGCUACGCAAGGCAAGGGAGCAAAUAACACGACUGGAGCCCUUGAAACUCCAAGAAUUUGGACGUACAGAGCCAUCAAAUGGUUUGCAAGCAGCAUUCGAAGAUAUGUUGACAAUAAAAGACAAAAAUCUCUCACUGAAACGUUCAAAUCUACUUGAUGAAAGCUUCCUUGAGUGUCCCAAAUGUAAAGUACAGUAUCCAACAAGCCAGCAUAGAGAGUUACUAGCUCAUAUUGAUUUCUGUGCAGAUUAAGCUCCAAAUGGAAUUGCCAUAUGUUUACUGCAUUUUAAAUGCAGCCAGGAUUCUAUCCUACAAAAGGAAAAAAUGGCUUUUUAACUCCUUUUCUUUUUUAAGGUUGUAUAAAAGACUAGCACAUUAGUUUCAUAUUCCAAUUUAACAAGAAUGGGAAAUUAUUGUAAUUUAUUUUGCUUUGUAUAAAUAUUUCACUCAGCAUUUUUGUGAAAAGUUAUCUGGAACCACAAGUUCAGUGAAUGAGAAUUUAUCAGAAAUAGGAAUAUUUUAAAAUGGUAAACUACUGACUUUGUUUUUGCACUAUUAAAGCUAUGUAUUGGGGCCAGUAGAAAUAACAGCUAACUCCCAUAAACCGUCUUCCUCUGUUUCCCAUACCCAGCUACCUUGCUCCACAUAAACAGGCCUCAAAAUGAAGAGUGAUAUACUUCUAGAGCCUCAUAGAUAGAACCACCAUAAUUGAGAAUAGCUAUACAAAUUUGGUUUUGGCCCUAAUACAAUAAUUGCAUUCCACUAGAGAAUAGGUUCAACAUCUUGAUACCGUAAACUGUUUUGCAAGAGGAGUUAAGAUGUUUUUUCUACUGAUGGGUGGUGUUUUCAAUGUGUGUCUUACUCAGCACUCCCUUGUAUCAAACAAUCUGGCGCGAGCUAGGGCUGUUAUGGAAAUGGUGGUCAGUGAGCAAACUCUUCUCAAACCAAUAUUAAAUGUGGAAAACAAAUUUCUUCCCAGCAAAUAUUAGUCUACUGAAAAAUUGGAAGCCCCAGUUUCAGAGAGCAACCAGGCACCUUUUUAGAAGCUGAAAUGUCAGUUUAUUAUGUUGAAGCACACUCCUGUUUGCACUUCUAUAUCCUACUUCUUAAAGUUGGGAAAUAUAACUUACCAGAAAACCUGUUUUAUUUCUGUGGGGGGUUUUAAGAGUCCCUAUUUUGCAAAUGGAAUAUUAAUAAAAUGCAGUUGGGUUUCUCA
Chrysemys picta bellii (western painted turtle) is the source of this 2876-nucleotide messenger RNA. RefSeq names its product centrosomal protein 55 (gene CEP55). The record is from RefSeq and is a predicted model, not a curated record. Lineage: Eukaryota; Metazoa; Chordata; Testudines; Emydidae. Gene Ontology annotation, biological process: establishment of protein localization; mitotic cytokinesis; regulation of phosphatidylinositol 3-kinase/protein kinase B signal transduction. Gene Ontology annotation, cellular component: midbody.